This is a messenger RNA of Rhopilema esculentum, 9098 nucleotides long. RefSeq names its product 5-hydroxytryptamine receptor 1D. Lineage: Eukaryota; Metazoa; Cnidaria; Scyphozoa; Rhizostomeae; Rhizostomatidae. Gene Ontology annotation, cellular component: DNA ligase IV complex; nucleus; plasma membrane. The record is from RefSeq and is a predicted model, not a curated record. Gene Ontology annotation, molecular function: DNA end binding; G protein-coupled receptor activity. Gene Ontology annotation, biological process: G protein-coupled receptor signaling pathway; double-strand break repair via nonhomologous end joining.
UUGGUAGGGGGGGGGGGUUGGUAGGUACUAUCCACUCACUAAAUCUAAAUUAUAGAUUUUUUUCCGACUGAAACCAGUGCCUCUGUGGAAAUUUCUGCAACCCCCUCCCUUUAGCUAUAUGUUGGAAAACUGACUGAGUUCUGUGCACCAAGGAACUCACUCUGGAUCCGCCUCUGAUAACUGGUGCCUAUCUCAGACUAUUAUAACAGCAGUAAAAGGGUAAUCGUCAAGAAUUUAGAAGGUUAUGCAUUUUUCAAGGUAUAAUGUGUCAUUGAUUUGAUGAACAAAGCUAGAGAUUUUCAGGGGUUAGCAUGAUUGUCCAUAGUUAAUUUCAGCACAGCAGCACUGAGGACAUUUACCGCUUUGCUUUUGUAUCUAUAUUUCAGCUUUGCAUCUACCGUUGAUGCUGUGAAUGCCAAUUUCUUGUGGAAAAACGAAAACGAAAUGUUUUUGUAAAUUUCAUACUCCAAAUGCUCACUUCACAUGCUCCAAAUCAUUCCAAAUUCUUUCAAAAAACCAGCCAGCGAGUUUCUUUCAAAGCUCCAAUGUUUCUGUCCCUCACACUCAAAGUAUGCGACACAUUGCAGCUCCGGAGAAUCAAGAUGAGAAUCAAGAUUAGAUCGUAAUGACAGGGAUUAUAAGGGAAAGGGACUGAGGUUCGUUAGCCUCCUAAAACAUUUCGUAUAUUGAUAGCAUAUUGAAUACAUUUACCCCCCCCCCCACCUUCCCCUUAAUCUGCAAUUUGUUUUGUCGUCCCUGCAUGAUGAGCUUCUUUACAGCUAUUUUCAAGAAUUCGAUUGUAAAUAAAGGAAAAAUAGUCAUGAUAAACAGCUGUUCUUUUAUACGAGGAAUUAUCCGGAACAAUUAGGAUGAAAGAAAUAAAGAUUUUAGCUACUGUACAUUUCCAAUCUAAGAGCACCAUCACCUUUGUUAUCAGAUUUGCGUCCAGGCUUCGAAUUUGACACCCCAUCCUCUCAUCGCUUAGAUGUUCAGACUGUGCAAAUGUGCAUCUGAGUCCCAUUGUUUCUUGCUUCCAUUUUUUUGCCAUCAGUGUGUUUCAAUUACCUUUUUUUCAAAUAUAAUUGCCAAAAACCACUCGCCUUGUGUUUAUGCCAUCUCAGUGUCCCAUGCUUACAUGCAUUUACUCAAUGAUUUGUGAGAAAUCGCCAUAUGCGCCUCCAAUAACAGCGAUAAAGCGAUAAAACGAAAUGAUAGGGAUGCAAUGAUAGUGUUUCUCUACUCACUCUUUCGAUCGCUGUCACUCAAUUCAGCUCCACAGGAACAUUUUGAAUGAAAUCAACGAACAUUCUUGCUUGUCAUUUCUUUAUGGUUUUAUUGUCAUCAACCAGGACCAGGAGUAAGCUUAUUUGCCAUUUCAUUUAUAUAUUUUGCCUAAGAUAUGUCGUUUGUGCAGUUUUUUGCACAAAGCUCUUUGUUCUGUUUAAGCGCUUAAUAGCAAUGUUUCCUUUGCGCAUCUAUUGCGCAAAGAAAUAACUCAGUGCAAAGCGAAUUGAUUCUAGCAAGCUGACGCCUUGCACUUUAACAUAGUUUUGCGAAUAUUCCACUUUGUGUGAUUGUGUUUGUGCUGUAUGUAAACACUUUGCAGUUUCUCAAGACACGAGGCUCGAAAAUGAUAAACAGGGGGUCUGAGGUAAACGGGGGCUAAGUUUAUCCAGGAAUCGAUUGUAUACAUCUAACCAGCUCCUGUUUAUUGUCUUACUCACGGUACUAAGGUGGUUUGGGGGAUACUGACUGCUACAUUGAGCUUGAGGUCAGUAUACGUCAUAAUUUCGAUAGAACAUCUGUCAUCUGAGAAAAAAUCUCAUGUUAAAUGAUAGGAAAUCUUUAAAUCCGUUCUUAUUUCAAACCUACGCCAUUCAAAGGAUGAAGACCUCACGAGAAGGGAAAUCAUUGAGAAGAAAUUAGCUGAGAAAGCAAGUGGAACGAGAAGCAAACCCAAGCGAAAGAAGAUCAACUUAUAGCUCCAAAAACAUCCACAUCCAGCUAACUCUCUUGCAGUCAAAACACAGAAGGUCAAAUCAUUUGAAAUAAAAUCUAAAUAUCUUGUGCGUGAACAUCAAACUUGAGUUUGCAACCAAUGCAGCUGUUUUAGUUGUCUGGGAUCGUCUGCAUCUGAAGAGUGGGCAAAAUGGGGAAUUUAACAAAUAUUUACGCUCCAGUCACCAAGAAUUGGAGCGUUACUGGAACAGCUAUUUCAGUAAUGGUCACAUUGAUUAUGAAUUUGACUGCACUUUUCUUCAACCUGCUGAUUUUGCUUUCAAUUGUUCUAACAAAAAGACUACGACAAGAAGCCGAAUCGAUUCUUGUCGGCAACUUGGCCUUGUCAGAUCUCCUAGUUGCUUGUUGUAUUAUGCCGUUCACUGCAGAUGUUCUUAUCAAAGGAAAACUAGGCCACGGAUCAAUCUUUUGGACAUUCAUUGGUUUCAGUAACUUUUUUUUCUGCAUAGCCUCAAUUUUAAACCUGGUUGCAUUGUCCUUCGACCAGCUCGUAACAAUCAAAUGUCCCUUCCGUUACACAGCAAAUCGCAAAAGGUCAGCUGCAAUUUUAAUGGCGUUGCUUGUCUGGGUAUACAGUGGCCUUUGUGCUUUGCCUCCUUUACUCGGUAUCAGCUCUUAUGCGUGUUUUAUCCCAAACACAGGAGCAUGCUCCACCCAGCAAUGGUCAGGUACUAACGAUGCAGUCAUUUUCACUGUCCUUGUAACCGUGCUUACCUGGGGUGUCGGAAUAAUCGUUCUUGUCUUCUCCAAUGUACAGAUUUAUUCAAUUAUUCGCAAACAACGAAAAGCGAUUCAAACUACGAUGGUUCACAAAUCUGGCUGUCCCAUUCUGAUACCUUCAAACCCUUCUAAUAUAUCAACGCACUACGCUAGAAACCUUUCUUAUUCGGUGAAUUGGAAAGAAAAAAAGGUUUCCCGUUUUAUUGAGCGUGUGCUAAGAUCAAACACUGGCGUCGAACCCGAAGAAAAUUACAGCAGCAGUGCGCAGGGCCUCGAGCCGGGACAAAAGCUUCCUCGCCGGUGCAAGUGUAUUCCGAGCACCAAACAAGCAACAUCACUCUUGAUUAUUGUUGUCUGUUAUUUCAUAUCGUGGACUCCGUUUUGCCUCGUCUUGCUUAUUGAAAUCGUAUUGAAGCAGAAAAAGUACAAUGAAUUAUCUCUAAUUUUCCUAUGGAUCGGCCAUUUAAGUAGCUGUUUUAAUCCAAUCUUGUAUUUUUAUCGCUUUAGAAAGUUUAGGGAUCCAGCUAGACAUUUUGUAAGGAAUAUUUUGAGGAAGUGACUUUCAUUCUUAUGUGACAAUUCUGCAGAACAUAAAUUUUGUAUACAUUAAAUCCACUCAACAAGAAAACGUUAAAUCUUCAUCUACGUUAUUGAAGGGUGAUUUGAAGUUAAUUUGAAAAACUUGAUCCAUUUUUGUAUGUCUUCUGACUGCAUCGUCCCAGAAGCUGCCAUGAUGUCUACCCAGAAUGCUACCUGAUAACGAAUGCGGACUUUAAGAAGAAAACAUACAUCGUAAAAAUGGCUACAAUCGAGAAUCUAUAAACCUGCAAAAAAAUUCUGAUAUUUCUUGAAUGAGCUUGGAAAAGGACUUGCUCACUUAACAAGUCGUUGUGAUGAAAUUUCAAUACUUGGGAAUUUACAUACUGACAUGAACGUUAAAAGCAUGACAAAUUCUUUGGAUGCAUGUUGCUUAAUUAAUCAAACGAAAUAGUUCACUUAUUUCAAAUCUAAUAGUCGAUUUAACCAAGAUAACCGGUUGUAUCGAUUUAGAAUACUCAUUAACCAAAUUUGCCUUUUUGAGAUUUUACUGCUACUGAAUCGGGAUUAUUAGAUUUUCAUCUGAUGGAAUAGAGUUGUCAAGUGAAGACGUCACAAAAUCUAUUUUUAGAAUUCUUAAAAUUUGUACCCAUAACCUUAAAGAGCAUCAUAACAUACCACUAGAUCUGCAAAAUCACUUUGAGGUAUUACGAAUUGGCUGAGAUAUGACCAGAUGAGCACAAGCUCUGGCUACAUCAUACCUCUGUAAUUUGGUCUUAGUUCAUAACUUUAUGAAGUGACCCAAAAUAACAGAAAUCCGUUAGCAAACUUAAAAUCUUACCAUAGCUCAUCCGAUUUUUGACAAAUUUAACUGAUUUUGCAUAUAUGGGAGUAUUUCAUAGUGUUCUUUUACGUUGUAUGGUCAAAAUUCGAAAAUUCUAAAAAUAGAUUUUUUGUGACAUCACACUUGAGUACUCUAUUAAAAAGGGCUUAAAAAUAAGAAUCCAAGGUAAAUUUUUAUAAAUGGCUUUGAAAAAAGCAAACAUUUUAAAACGUAAAUAGCAUAAAUCUUAAAGCAUAAACUUUUCAUCUUACACUUUUCAGAGUAUAGAACGUCUAAAUAAUUGUCGAAGUAUAUAUCAAGUUGUGCCUCGAAUUAAGGCCAGCCAAAAUACGCGCGCGCAUGACUGUUGAGAUUGCCCAAUCAGGUUGCCAAAAGAAUAAAUUUACGAUCAAUUUUCUGACCAAUCAUCAGUAGUAAAGAAGCGUCCGAAAGGGUUGUUAAGAAUGAAAUAACAAUUCAUGGAACAGGCGAUAACUGGAAUGCAGGAAAGACUGCGACACAAGAAAAGAAGAAGAAAUUAGAAAAAAUGCUUCUACAUAAUAGAGAGAACAACGAUUCCAUGAUGUGAAUGUAAACGUUUAUUGAGUCACCAAUGUGAAAUUACAGUCACCAAUUUAGAAACAAUUUUUGCAAAAGGCUUUGAGCCAUCAAUAUGAAAUUAGAGUCACCAAUUUAGAAAUAAUUUUUGCAAAAGGCUUUCGCCUUGCAGCUUCAUUGUCUGUUUGCAGCAUCAUGAAUGGUCAAAUUUCUUUUUUGUAAUCUUUGUGUUGAACCUUACGUAGACGCUUACCAAAGCGGUUGUGUAAUUGACGGCAUGUCUUUUCUACGAAUUAUUCGAAAAUGUUUCUGCUUUUUCAAAACCAUUUAUAGUUUUAUACCAACUGUUUUUUUAUUCAAUUCUAUCAUGACCAGCUUCAGCUGAGGCUUUUUAUUAAAAGGUAUUGGUAAGGACUAGGGAGAGCUUGAAUGUUUUUAACAAACACCGCAAUAAUACAUCAAGAUAGGCAAUGUAAGCACAACGGCAUGCUAGAUGUAACAAAUUCAAGUACUGAUAUAUUAACCUAUGUUUGCAGGGAAAUGUUAAGAAGUAGUGAUUCUUUGCCAUGUGUCCAAGAUAUGCAAUUUUUUAUUGAAAGAAUCAGAGUCACUCUGUUGUAUUUUCAGAAAUCUUGAUAGGGCAACAAAAAAGAUGGAAUAUAGAAAAUCAUAUAUUACCGUAAAAGGUAUAUUAAGCGCCCUUUUUUAAGCCCCCCUUGUCAAGCAAACAUUUAAAACAAGCCCCCUCUUAAGCCCUUAAUGUCAAACAUUCAAAACAUGUGCAUUGAGUGGGUUUCUUGACGGGUGUGAUGACGAUAAGAUUGUGUGCAUUGAUUACAGCCCAUGUAAAUAUUUACGUAUGAGCCUUAGAAUUUUGUCGAAAUUUGUUUAGAAGAUGUCCAAGGGGAUAUCAAUUGAUAUUGGUGACUCUGAGAAGAUGAGGACAUUAUAAUUGAUUGGUUUUAAGAAACUUUUGAAGCUGCUAGCAAAGUUUUUUGAGACCCCCAACUCGCCAAAGGGGGCUGGGGGCUAUAGCCCUCCCACUUUUUUGCUAAGCAAAAAAAUGAUGCAGUUAAGAGUGAAAAGGGUAAUUGUGACGCGCCCUACUUAUGCUUUAUCUUAAAACAUUUAUGCUUUACCUUUUUUGGUCUAUGUUUGGGGCAAAGACUUUAUAGCCACACAGACAAUUUGUCAAAAGCCCUACAAAGCAAAAUAUUGCUUGCGAUUGCGGCACGAAGACUAGCUUUGCUGACAAAAGACACUUUGGUGAGCUUGUGUAGUGAUGAAAACUUUAAAUUGUUUUUUGAUGUUGUGUCAAGAAAAGAUUCACUUCAUCCUCAGAUCGAAUCACCUACUUUACCAAGGAAACGCAACCGGUCAAACUUUUCGAUUCUAACCUAUGUGGAAGGGCAUUUAUCAGCUGAAAUUCACCACCCAGUAACAGUUGAAGACUAUUAUAGACCUUUGCAAUUUGGAGCAAUUGACUCCAUCGUUCAAGCUCUCAUGUCCCGCUUUGAGCAACAGGUGCUCCUUAAAGGAAUUGAAGGUGAAGAUGCAAGUGACGAAAUUGAGGAGAUGACAAAGAUUUUUGGUGAUGAUGUUGAUGUUACGUCGCUUAGCACUGAGCUUGAAGGUAUUAAAGAACAUAUGUAAGAAAAACAAACCUUCACACACAUUAGAAAUCAAAGAAGUACUAAAACAAUGUAAUCGUGAUAAUUGGCUUAUAAUCCCGUCGGUACUUAUAAUAGUCAAGCUUUUGCUAGUAGUGGCACCAACAACUGCGACAGCUGGAGCCUGGUUCACACAUGUGAAGCAAGAGCUGAAGCAGAAGCAAACGUGGAAGCAGAAGCAAGUGGUGUGGGAACACACAUGAAGCAAGUGAAACAAACAUGAAGCAUGCGUUGAAGCAAGAAUAUCAAAACAUUUGAUAAUCCUGCUUCACUGCUGCGUCUGCUUCACCUUUGCGUCAUGCUUGCUCAAUAAAUUUUGUAGUGUGAACGUCGUACGCAGCGCGCACAUUAUGAAGUGAAUAAGGGUCACAUGGUAAGAAUAUCAUUUGCAUGCAAUAAAAAUAACUUCUUGGAAAAAAACUUGCAGAAGCUGUAAGCAAAUACCUUGUUCUUUACGAUAAGUCUGACAAGAUUUAUAGGGAUAGGAACAAAAAAAAUUACUUUUGAAACUGUUAGCUGCUUUCCCGGCGGGCUCAGUCAUUGGUUCAAACGUAUAUCAUAUGAGUUCGGAAAAACUCCGAGAAAGGGUGAUCGGAAAGCUAAAAUUCUGGAACAUAGGAUCUUGACAAUUGGGUUACUUAUUUACUCUGUUGUAGUAGCCACAAAAGGGGGAGAAAUUUACUGAUAUGCUGUUACAGAAAAUUUUUUGGUAAAUCAGUAGCUAUUGAAGUAUCACGAAUUUUGCAGUAGCAUCUAGUCUUUUGUUGUAAUCCUAGAUAAGAAUUUCAGAAAAUAUAAGAAGUCUUUGCUAGUUAGUACUCAUUGAAAGGUAUUAUUUGGAAUUUGACACAACUUUUCCAUUUCUUCAUAGAAAAAAAAAUUAACAAUGUAUGUUGCAUUUAAAGUUUUACAGCUGUCUUAUUUUGUUAUUUUAUGUAAAAAACCACAAGGAAUCGUUGUUAAAAUCAAAUUUAGUGAAUUCUUCUCUUUAAUAUGCCUUUCGACAUAAGUUUAUAAAAUAGAACGGUUCUUACAUGAAUUGGUUUCAAAAAUACUUGCCCAAGCUUGAAUAUUCGCAGUGAAUGUCUGAGUCUGAGAAAAGGGUACAUUUUUCGUAACCCAGAAUCAGAGAUUAGGGUCCAGUUUCUCUAUAUCAACACACAUUGUAUACAUUGGACCAACCGACUGAGCCCGCCAGGGCUGUUUUCGUUUGUAGCUGCUUUCGUCUACAUAUUCUACGUUCUAGUGUCGAGUAUCUUAAUGAAAGUAAAACUUCUGUGUCCAAUUUUGUUUAUUCCACAGAACACGUCGCUUUUUAUGUAUAAUUCGUCUGAAGCCGAUAAAGGAAGCCCAUACUUUUACAUCAGAUUUGAUUAAUUUGCUUGCGCCUGUGUGAACGGCCUACUUCACAUUUUGCUUCAAGCCUUGCUUCAUCCAAAAAGUUUUAACUGCGCAUGCCUACUUUGCUUGCUUCAGCUCUUGCUUCACGCGUGUGAACCAGGCUUGAGCGUUCAUUUUCGAUUAUGCGAAGGGUGAAAACAUGGCUAUGAGCCACCAUGAAACAAACAAGGUUCAACUCAUUGGCAAUAUUGACAUCGCAUAAAGAUAUUACUGAUGAUUUAGACUUAACAGAAGUAGCAAACAUAUUCGUUUUCAGGACAUGACAAGCGAUACAACCAUUUUGGACGAUUUUAAACUGAUGACUUGUAACUGAGCUGGCACAUUCCUUUCGAAAGUCAGAAAAUUAACCUAUUAGUAUCAUUUGUGAGAAUAGUUCUAUGAUUAUUGCCCAUUUUACUUAGCAUUUUGUCAGAGGUAUUCUUUGUUGACUUCAUUGUUUAUUAGAUUACUUUUUAUAACUGUGUCAACUUACGAUCAUGCAGUAAAUCUUUUUUGAGCAGUUGUAUUAACGUGAAAUAAAUAGUUUCCAUUAUCAGAAUUCUGGCUGUGCCAUAAUAUUUCUGGACCACUUUCCUUGUUAUUACAUUCGAGAGAUAACCAAAAUACUCUUAGACGAUUUUCGUUUUUCGCAACAUUUCACAUUAAGUAAAAUGGAAAUUUCUAGUGAAAAUUAUCCGGCCAUUUUGGAGACUCUGGAAACUAAAAUUUUAUUCUAUCUUUUAGCCUCCUCACUUUGAAAUCCAUGGCGGGGGCCCUGUUUGGUUCAAAGUGCGCAUCGAUGUGAAUAACAAGAAGCUGUUGUAUUGAUUUUAUUUUGAACAGAAAUUCGAAGAACAGAAAUUUUCUUUGCAUCGAGUAUUUUCAGUAGACCAUGUUUACACAUCCAAAAUGCAGACAUUGCAAUGAUACAGAAAGUUAUCUACUGAAUUGAUAGACAAAUAGACAAAUAAUAGAAAUAUACCUACACUCUUUCUUUUAUAAGAACCAGUAAAUUUAAGUUCAGGCUGACUGUUCUUAAUUUUUUCGAAAAUCUGAGGCUUGAUUGUUCUUAAUUUGUUCUUAAAUUAAGAGGGUGUAAGCAGUGCUAUUGCUAGCUUUUUCGCUUUAAGGAGGUGUUCAGGCCUCAUUUGCCAACAAAGUUAGUGAGACAGCCUUAAUUUGCUGACAAAUUUGAAUAUUCACCGAAAAAGCACCCACACAUCUCUAAAAAUCCUCGAUUUUGAGAAAAAACGUUCAAAAUUGCAUUUUGCAGAAGCUCAGCCUCAGCUUGUUCUUGAUUUGUUCUUAACUUUUGACCAGUUUCGAGGCUCGUGUUCUUAUAAAAUUGUUCUUAUAAAAAAUAAGUGUAAAAAAGUUAGUUAAUAGAUCAA